Symbiodinium sp. CCMP2456 is the source of this 450-nucleotide messenger RNA. Lineage: Eukaryota; Dinophyceae; Suessiales; Symbiodiniaceae. The record is from the annotation of a GenBank genome assembly.
AUGGCCGCCGCUGCUUCGAGUACUUGGGCGCCGCGGGCGGCUGCUGCGGCAGAGGUGCAGUGGCAGCACUUUCUGGAUCUCUGCGGGACCUGGCGUGGAGUGUGGCAGCGCUUCGGGGCAGAAGAAGGGUCCUCCAAGGUCCUAAAGCCGACGCGCCACUUCCAGGCAUUCUGCGUUCCGUGUGCCGCAGCAGACGGGCGAAGUGUACAUCACGUGAAUCGUUACCCGCCCUUGGUCGCACCGCCCGGGGGUCGAAAGAUGGCGAAUGGACUGACGGAGGUGGAUUUCGGCCGCUUCGACCCAGGGUCGUUCCAGACGCCCUUUGGCCCACAGUCCCAGGCCGUCUAUGGCCCCGGCUGGGCUGGCAUCGGCCCCAAGGACCUGCAAGGUUCGGAGAGGAUAGCUGUCGAGCUUGUGUCUCGGAUGGCGGCAACAACGUGCAAGCUUUAA